Zymoseptoria tritici IPO323 is the source of this 2955-nucleotide messenger RNA. RefSeq lists its product as uncharacterized. The transcript has 3 exons. Gene Ontology annotation, cellular component: HOPS complex; endosome. NCBI's taxonomy places the organism in Eukaryota, Fungi, Ascomycota, Dothideomycetes, Mycosphaerellales, Mycosphaerellaceae. The coding region runs from base 1 to 2955 and encodes 984 amino acids. Gene Ontology annotation, molecular function: protein binding; protein-macromolecule adaptor activity. Gene Ontology annotation, biological process: vacuole organization; vesicle-mediated transport; intracellular protein transport. The record is from RefSeq and is a predicted model, not a curated record.
AUGGCGCUGACAUCGUGGAAAGCUUUCCGAUUCUUCGAUGUCUCGCAAGUCCGAAUAGCAGAUGGAGAAGGUGCUAUAUCGCUCGAUCAAGCGAAUAUCUCCUCGAUAGGAGCUGGGACAAAUCACAUCUUCGUCGGCACUCCUGAUAGCUACAUUCACCUCCUCGAUCAAACAUUCAAGCCAGCUCGUUCAUGGAAGGCUCACGAUGCCGGCAGCCUCACGCGUGCUGUCCAGAUUCCGGAAACACCUUACCUACUCACUCUGGCCGAGACACUGUCAACUGAGCCCGAAUUGAAAGUCUGGAACCUCGACCAAAGUGAGAAGAAGACCGGGAUCCCGAAAUGUCUCUGUACACUCACCAUUCAGAAUGGACGGAGAAGCUUCCCCGUGACUGCCUUUGCAGUGACGAGCGAUCUUGCGCAGCUGGCUGUUGGAUUCGGGAACGGAAGUGUCACUGUUGUUCGCGGUGAUAUGAUUCAUGAUCGAGGAACGAAGCAACGGACUGUUUUCGAAUCAGAGGAGCCUAUCACUGGACUUGAGUUUCGAGAAGCCAACACCACUGCGCUCUACAUCUCGACGACGAAUCGUAUACUAGCUCUCGCGAUCUCAGGCAAAUCUCAAGGCACACCAGCACGAACGCUGGAUGAAAACGGCUGCGCUGUGGGCUGCAUGACACUGGAUCCUCAAUCGAACGAGAUUGUGGUGGCACGCGAUGAUGCCAUUUACACCUACGGUCCACGAGGCAAGGCUACAUCAUACGCAUACGAAGGCUCCAAGAAGCUCGUUGACGUCUGCAAAGACUACGUUCUGAUCGUGGCACCACCAUCCAACAACCUCGGCCGAGCUACUGGUCUGAAAGCCUUCGCGGGCAGCAGGGCGGAUGAAAUCUUCAACACGAGUACCUUUUCCAUCCUCAACACCGAUCUGAAAUUCAUCGCCCAGUCAGAGUCAGUAUCCAGCCAGAUCAAUCACAUCUUCAACGUCUGGGGUGAUAUCUUUCUACUCACGAUCGACGGCAAGCUCUGGCGCUAUCACGAAAAGACGUUCCAACAGAAGCUCGAGAUCCUCUACCAAUACAACUACUAUGUGCUGGCCAUCAACCUGUCGCAAAAGUACAAGGUCGAUCCUGUACAGCAAAAUGUCAUUUUCCGCAGGUACGGAGACUGGCUAUACCAGAAGGGCGACUACGACACGGCGAUGCAGCAAUACUUGCGAGCAAUCGACAAUACAGAACCGUCUCAGAUCAUCCGCAAAUUCUUGGACAACCAACGGAUACGAAAUUUGAUUGAAUACCUCGAAGAGCUACAUGAGCAUCACAAGGCGACUUCAGAUCAUACCACUCUGCUGCUGAAUUGCUACGCAAAGUUGAAAGAUGUCGACAAGCUUGAGGAGUUCAUCAAGCAACCUGGAGAGCUUAAGUUCGAUCUGGAUACAGCAAUCUUGAUGUGCAGACAGGGAGGAUACUACGAUCAAGCGGCGUUCCUCGCUCGCAGGCACGACGAACACAGCCUUGUUGUGGACAUUCUCAUCGAAGACUUGAAAAAGUAUGCCGAGGCACUGGCAUAUAUCGUCCGCCUCGAACCGAAGGAGGCCUCUCCCAAUUUCAUGAAAUACGGCACAGUCUUGCUGGAACACUGCCCGACUGAAGCCACACAGCUCUUCAUCGACUACUUCACCGGCACCUUCAAGCCGAAGAAAGACGCUGUGGUCAUACAAGAGGUAUCCGUCGCACAGCAACAAGGUGGCUUCGGUACAAUGGCAACAUCAGCCGCUCAAAACCUGGCAGCACUCAUUCCACUACCAUACAUGAGCACGAGCGCAUUUCAAAGAUCGCCUUCAAAGGACGAAACACAAGACACAGUGAGCCAGGCCCAAGUAGUCGAAAGCGUCACAGAAGGCGACUUCAUCGAGUACGAUGUCCCAAAACCUCGCGUCGCCUUCUCCGCCUUCAUCGACCACCCAGACGCCUUCAUCAUCUUCCUCGAAGCCUGCAUCUCCAACCCCAACGUGAACCCCUCCAACCGCGCCGACCUCCACACAACCCUCUUCGAAAUGUACCUCCACAAAGCCACCACCACCUCCUCCUCCGAAAAAUCCACAUGGGAAAAAAAAGCCAAAACCCUCAUCGAAGACCAAGAAGAAAACGCCGCCCCAAUCGACCCCUCCACCAUCCUCCUCCUCUCGGACCUCGAAAAAUUCCGCGACGGCACAAUCCUCGUCUCGGAAAAACAGGGCCUCCGCUUCGACGUCUUCCGCUCCUACACCUCUGCCCACGACACCGCCGGCGCCAUCAAAGCCCUGCACAAAUACGGUCCAGAAGAACCUCAACUCUACCCCGCCGCCCUGGCCUACUUCACCUCUUCCCCCCAAAUCCUCGCCGAAGCCGGCCCCACCGAAGUCGCCGCCGUGCUGAAGAAAAUCGACGACGACGGGCUCAUGGCUCCCCUGCAAGUCAUCCAAACCCUCUCCACCAACGCCGUCGCCACCAUGGGCCUAAUAAAAUCCUACCUCACCACCACCGUCUCGCGAGAACGCGCCGAAAUCGCAGCCAACCGCCGCCUCAUAUCCACCUACCGCUCCGACACGGCGACCAAACUCAUCGAAAUCGACGACCUGGCCACCAAACCCGCCUCUUUCAGCGCCACGCGAUGUUCGAAAUGUGGAACCACGCUGGACCUUCCCACGGUGCAUUUUUUGUGUAAACAUAGUUUUCAUCAGAGGUGUUUGAAUGUGCCGGAUCAUGAGGGGGUGCAGGAUCGGGUUGAGAUUGAGUGUCCGAUUUGUGAGGCGGGGAAUCGCAUUGUACGGCAGACGAGAAGGGCGCAGGAGGAGAGUGCGGGGCGGCAUGAGGUUUUUAUGGAGAGUUUGAGGGGGGUGGAGAGGGAUCGGUUUGGGGUUGUGGGGGAGUGGUUUGGACGGGGGGUGAUGAGUGUUGGUGGGGUUGCAGCAGAAUAG